CGAAUUGUAAGAGAGAGACUGAUUCAUCAAAUAAACGAAAGGAAGUACGAAUAGAAGAACAAGAAAUAGAUUGGAUUUAAUGGAUAGGGACGGGAAGAUCACUCAUUCGAGCUGAUGACCGAGGCUGUUUGUUGGGGGGGAAGAAGAAGAAGGAUGGAUGAAGUAGCGGCUUUAUCAGCUUCCUUGAUCGAAAACUCAAUCACCACAUCUUCAUCUUCUUCUUCGUCCUCAUCCCUCUUUGAUAAUUUUCCUCUCAUCUCUGCUAUUCUCGCUUUCGCCCUCGCACAAUCCACCAAAUUAUUCACCAACUGGUACAAGGAAAGAAGAUGGGAUGCUAAACAACUGAUUGGCUCUGGUGGGAUGCCAUCAUCUCAUUCUGCCACAGUUACUGCUCUAGCUACAGCUGUAGGGCUCCAAGAUGGCUUUGGAGGAUCAAUGUUUGCUACUGCAAUGAUCUUAGCCUGUGUUGUGAUGUACGAUGCAUCUGGUGUUAGAUUACAAGCUGGGCGUCAGGCUGAGGUGUUGAAUCAAAUUGUAUUUGAGCUUCCAGAGGUGCAUCCUCUGGCUGAAACCAGACCAUUGCGUGAAGUUCUUGGUCACACUCCUCCUCAGGUUAUUGCUGGUGGGUUACUAGGAGUUGUCACUUCCACCAUUGUGUAUUUGAUCGAGAAAGUCAUUUCUCAAGCUUGACGCUAUUGUAGAUGUCAUUUACAUAUUGGCACCUACAGCUGAAAAGCUACUUGUUGAUUUUUACCUGAACUGGUUACUUGCAUCUGAAUGUGAAGCUCAUAUUCUUUGAAACUCUGUCCUGACUACUCUGCUUCCUUCUGUACUGCUAACUG
Messenger RNA from Telopea speciosissima, 842 nucleotides. RefSeq lists its product as uncharacterized. NCBI's taxonomy places the organism in Eukaryota, Viridiplantae, Streptophyta, Magnoliopsida, Proteales, Proteaceae. The record is from RefSeq and is a predicted model, not a curated record. The transcript is spliced from 6 exons. The coding region runs from base 115 to 690 and encodes 191 amino acids.